AUGCCUGCACAAAAUGACCUGGAGCGCGAUAUCUUCGGUUCUGACUCUGAACUCUCUGACUUCGACGACGACAUUCCCCAGGAGCAGCCAAAAGGGAGGGAAUCUCCAGUUGCUCGUGAAGAGGACGAGUCCUCGGGAGACUCAGCCGACGAGUAUGUGCAAGAGAAACUUGCCCCAGUGGUGAAGAAGCGGAGGGGACGACGGGCUCGCGAGGAAGGGGAGCGGAAGGCUCCUACACGGAAGAGGAAGAGAAGGUCGCAGCCAGAAGAGAUUGACCUCAGUCAGCUGCCUCCUGAGCAAGCUUCCAAGUUGAAGCUCGACAUGCAGAUCGAAGCCAUUUUGAAGACCAAGAGAGUCAAGAGCAAGAGAAAGAAGAAGGAUGAUGAGGACGUCCUCGAUCGUUACGCCGACGAAGAAGUCUCUCGUUUGCGGGAGGCCAUGCUCGCUGCGGCUGCGGACGAUGAGCAGGCCAAUAAAGAGAAGCUUCCUGCUACGUCUAAGCUGAGGCUGUUGCCGCAGGUUGUGGAGGUGCUACGAAAGACAUCACUUGCGCAGUCAAUCAUCGACAACAACUUGCUCGAGGGUGUCCGAAAAUGGCUUGAACCACUGCCAGAUAAAUCACUCCCCGCCCUUGAUAUCCAGAAAGACUUCUUCCCUAUCCUAAAAAAGAUGGAAUUUAUUGAUACGAACGUGCUUAAGGAGUCGCGACUGGGCAGGGUCGUAAUCUUCUACACAAAGUGCAAGCGCGUAACUCCAGAUAUUGCCCGCCUCGCAAACGACCUCGUCUCCACAUGGUCUCGACCUAUCAUCAAACGUAGUGCCUCCUACCGCGACCGUGUCAUCCCCACCGCCCAAACUGGAGAAGGCGAGGGUGCCCGUGCAGGAGAGCGUCUUAACGCGAUCCUGGCGCGUGCCAAGGAGAGUGAAAAGAACCGCGUCCGGAAGAAUGCAGUCAUGAUCCCGCAGAGGGAGCUGGGCAGCUACACCGUCGCGCCAAGGUCCAACGCGGGUAUCUCCAAGAGCAACUUCAGCGUAGAUGUGGAUAUCGAAAGGAGGAAGAAGAAUGCGGAGAGGUUGAGGACUCUUACGAGGAAGAUCACCACGAAGACUUGA
Molecule: messenger RNA, 1113 nt
Organism: Sparassis crispa
Lineage: Eukaryota; Fungi; Basidiomycota; Agaricomycetes; Polyporales; Sparassidaceae
Product: Transcription factor IWS1
Exons: 5
Coding region: 1-1113 (370 amino acids)
Biological process (GO): poly(A)+ mRNA export from nucleus
Cellular component (GO): nucleus
Source: RefSeq, a predicted model, not a curated record